CUGAACGGAGCCAUGGAUUGGCAUUUCCUGCUCUUCCUCUUGGCCACGGUGACGUUCACCUCUGUGUGCUCCCAGUUCAACCCACUGUCCCUCGAGGAGCUCAGCUCCAACAUGGGAAUUCAGGUUUUCAACAAAAUUGCCAAGUCUCGCCCUCAUGAGAAUGUCGUCAUCUCCCCCCACGGGAUCGCGUCAGUCCUGGGGAUGUUGCAGCUGGGGGCCGACGGCAAGACCAAGAAACAGCUCACCACAGUGAUGCGCUAUGGCGUGAACAGAGUCAGCAAAGUGUUGAAGAAGAUCAACAAAGCCAUCGUCUCCAAGAAGAACAAGGAUGUUGUGACCGUGGCUAACGGCGUAUUCGUUAAGAACGGCUUUAAAAUGGAAGAGCCCUUUGUCACGAAGAACAAGGAUGUGUUCCAGUGUGAAGUCCGCAACAUGAGCUUUGAGAAUCCAGCCUCCGCCUGUGACUCCAUCAACCUGUGGGUAAAAAACGAGACCAGGGGUAUGAUCGACAACCUGAUCUCCCGCGACCUCCUCAGCAACCCGCUCACCAGGCUGGUCCUCGUCAAUGCCAUCUACUUCAAGGGUUUGUGGAAAUUGUGCUUUCAACCUGAGAACACCAAGAAGCGCGGGUUUGUGGCCUCGGAUGGGAAAUCCUACCUGGUGCCCAUGCUGGCCCAGCUCUCCUUGUUCCGCUGCGGGUCCACAAGCACCCCCAAUGGUUUGUGGUACAACUUCAUCGAGCUGCCCUACCACGGGGAAAGCAUCAACAUGCUGAUCGCCCUGCCAACCGAGAGCGCCACGCCCCUGUCGGCCAUCAUCCCCCACAUCAGCACCAAGACCAUCGACAGCUGGAUGAGCCUGAUGGUGCCCAAGAGGGUGCAGGUGGUCCUGCCCAAGUUCACAGCUUCCGUGCAAACAGAUUUGAAGGAACCACUGAAAGUGCUUGGCAUUACCGAGAUGUUUGAUCCAUCAAAGGCAAAUUUUGCCAAAAUAACAAGAUCAGAAAAGCUUCAUGUCUCCCACAUCUUUCAAAAAGCAAAAAUUGAAGUGAGUGAAGAUGGAACUAAAGCUUCAGCAGCAACUACUGCCAUCCUCAUCGCGAGGUCGUCACCGCCUUGGUUUAUAGUAGACAAGCCUUUUCUAUUUAUCAUCCGACAUAAUCCUACAGGUGCUAUCUUAUUCAUAGGACAGAUCAACAAACCCUGA
Elephantulus edwardii (Cape elephant shrew) is the source of this 1206-nucleotide messenger RNA. It is a transcript of the gene SERPINE2, whose product is annotated as serpin peptidase inhibitor, clade E (nexin, plasminogen activator inhibitor type 1), member 2. Gene Ontology annotation, molecular function: serine-type endopeptidase inhibitor activity. Gene Ontology annotation, biological process: negative regulation of plasminogen activation; negative regulation of endopeptidase activity. The coding region runs from base 13 to 1206 and encodes 397 amino acids. The transcript is spliced from 8 exons. The record is from RefSeq and is a predicted model, not a curated record. NCBI's taxonomy places the organism in Eukaryota, Metazoa, Chordata, Mammalia, Macroscelidea, Macroscelididae.